Gongylonema pulchrum is the source of this 201-nucleotide messenger RNA. NCBI's taxonomy places the organism in Eukaryota, Metazoa, Nematoda, Chromadorea, Rhabditida, Gongylonematidae. The record is from the annotation of a GenBank genome assembly.
AUGGCAGAUGUGAACGAGGAACAGGUACAGACCCUCAGUGAAACUAUUCUACCAGUCACGGCACAUCAUUUCAUUGUCCAACACAUGAUGGCUACUGCUGCUGCAGCGGCAGCAGCUGCGGCUGCUGCUUCCACAUCCCGACAAAUACAGCUAGAAGAGGAGAAGCUGACUAGUAAGAAUUCCAGUCACGAUUUUGGGUGA